CGGCCUUGGGAGGAUGGAUGGUGUUCCUCUAGAAGGGAGAGACCACGAAGCGACUCGUGAGAGAGCGCGUCAGAGAAGCCCAGACAGCGAGUGGCACGCCUGUGUACCUAGUUCCCUGAGAGAGCUUAAAGCCUGAAAAAUCCACCAAGGGCUGUGGGCUUCUCCUCAUUCGUCGGCCUCAACCCAUAGUGAGAUUCUCUGUGCUUGCUGUACUCGGAUGUACCAGCUCCCAUGAGCCUUUCAGCGAAGAGGGCACACAAGGCAGAGUGGAAAACAUGGUCCUUCUGCUGUGCAGGAGCAGAGCUGUCAAGGCCUGGGUCAGCUCUCACAGGCCUUUCAGUGAAGCAUGAAUGAGAGGACACUUUUGCCAGCCACCACGGUGCACACCAGGAAGGCUUCCAGGAGAGUUUUGAGUUUCAGCGAAAGACACCAGAAAUUAGUAGAUGAAAAUUACAACAAAAAAUUGCAUGUUGAUGCUUUAAAAAAGAUAGAGAAACAAGUCAACGAUGAAAUCAUGCGUUAUCAAAAUGAUGACCGUAUUGAGCAGAAGAGGUUCCUCAGACUAUUACAGAACCAACAAUUUGAGUUGGAUAUGGAAGAGGCAAUUCAAAAGGCAGAAGAAAACAAAAGACUGCAGAAACGCCAGCUGGAACAAGAAGAAAAAUUGGCUCUAGAAUUGGCAAAACUAAAACAUGAAAGUCUAAAGAAUGCAAAGAUGAGGCAACAAGUAAGAGAGAACAGUUUUGAAAUCAGAGAACUGGAGAAGAAAUUAAAAGCAGCUUAUAUGAAUAAAGAACGGGCAGCUCAGAUUGCUGAAAAGGAUGCCAUUAAAUAUGAACAAAUGAAACGUGACGCUGAAAUAGCCAAAAUCAUGAUGGAAGAACACGAGCGAGUAAUAAGGGAAGAGAAUGCUGCAGAGGAUAAACGAAAUAAAGUGAAGGCACAGUACUAUCUUGACUUAGAGAAACAACUUGAAGAACAAGAAAGAAAAAAACAGGAAGCUUAUGAGCAGUUGCUGAAAGAAAAACUCAUGAUUGAUGAAAUUGUCAGAAAAAUCUAUGAAGAAGAUCAAUUGGAAAGACAACAAAAAUUGGAAAAAAUGAAUGCAACUCGAAAGUAUAUAGAAGAGUUUCAGAGAGAGCAGGCUCGCUGGAGAGAAAAAAAACGUGAGGAAAUGGAAGAAGAAAAUAGGAAGAUCAUCGAGUUUGCCAACAUGCAGCAACAAAGAGAAGAAGAUCGGAUGGCAAAAGUUCAAGAAAGUGAAGAAAAAAGGAUACAGCUGCAGAAUACACUGACCCAGAAAUUGGAAAAAAUGCUGCAGCAACGUGAAGAUUUGGAACAAUUGCGGCAAGAAUUAUACCAGGAAGAGCAAGCUGAAAUACAUAAGAAUAAACUAAAAGAAGAAGCAGAAGAAAAAUUGAGAAAACAAAAAGAGUUGAAGCAAGACUUUAUUGACCAAAUGGCACUGAAGGAACUAGUACUCCAGGCUGCAAAAGAGGAAGAGGAGAUCUUCAGGAAAGCUAUGCUAGCCAAACUUGCUGAGGAUGAUCGAAUAGAACUAAUGAAUGCUCAGAAACAAAGAAUGAAGCAACUGGAACACAGGAGGGCUGUAGCAAAACUUAUUGAAGAGCGUCGCAACCAAUUCCUUGCAGACAAACAACAUGAAAUAGAAGAAUGGCAGUUGCAGCAAAGAAGACAAGGAUGUAUUAAUGCAAUUAUUGAAGAAGAAAGGGUAAAGCUUCUCAAAGAACAUGCUACAAAGCUACUAGGAUAUCUCCCCAAAGGAGUAUUCAAAAAACAGGAUGAUAUUGACAUGCUUGGUGAAGAAUUUCGGAAAGCUUACCAGAGAAGUGAAAAUGGUGAAGAGAAGUGAUACGAAAGUUUGGUAAAACCUGGAUUCUUUCUCAAGUCACCAGUAGAUGUCAGUGUAACUUUUGUUUCACCGUUCAGUGAUAUUAAGAUUCCCUCUAUUAGGAUUUCCUAAAAUAUCCAUUGGAAUAUUAAAUUGUUUCCUAAUAAAUAGAAUUCCUUUUGCUCAUACUAUUGUUUUUGUACAGGUAACCUAAAAAGCUGAGUUUUCACAUCCCCCAGACUUACUACAGUAUGUCAUAAAUAUAAAAUACAGGCCAAAACCACCAAGAGACUAACUUCUUCACACUCACCUACUGUCCAAAAGUUUC
Condylura cristata (star-nosed mole) is the source of this 2180-nucleotide messenger RNA. RefSeq names its product meiosis-specific nuclear structural 1 (gene MNS1). Gene Ontology annotation, cellular component: motile cilium. The coding region runs from base 347 to 1873 and encodes 508 amino acids. Lineage: Eukaryota; Metazoa; Chordata; Mammalia; Eulipotyphla; Talpidae. The transcript has 11 exons. Gene Ontology annotation, biological process: cilium organization. The record is from RefSeq and is a predicted model, not a curated record.